AUUGGUAUGGUAGAAUUAUUAAGACACUAUUGAGAUUCAAAAUUUAGCUACUUCCUACUUUCAAACGUAACGUGCUUUACUGGUAGGGGAUGUUGCGACAUAAAUUAUAAAUGUGUCAUUUAAAAGUACUGACGAGUAGUUUAAUAAUUAUAAAUAUUUCGUAAGUAAUAGUAAAUUUAGAUUGGCAACAGUGAUGUUAUGGAAGUUUUGAGUUGUUUAAAAACGGUAUUAGGGAUUCUUCUCCAAUCUCUAAAGUUUUUUAACAUUUAUUGAAUGAACUCUUUUGGAAUCUCUGUACCCAUUUCAAUCAAUCAAUUAAUUUUAAAUGAAAAUAAGUUGGUGUUAAUUUUUUAAUAUUGUUUAUGAUGUAGUGAGAUUUCGUUUAAUGGUUCUGUACAGAAACUGUAAUCAUGUCUUUGGAAAAAAAAUUUCCAGAAAUUUUGGAGAAGCCUUCAAGAAAUGCAUCUUAGGGGAAGUACAGAAACGUUGUCAAGUAAAGUUUUUCAGAAAAGUUUAGAGAGGAAAGAAGAACUUAAAAGCAUCCAGAGAAAAGUAUUUCGGAACAUUUUAGAAAGAAAAAUUUCUAAGGAAAGUUCGGAGAAAACUUCAGUAAAAACAUCUCAAAAACGUUUAGGGAUACCAUCUAUUAAAAUUGUUCCAAAAACUUCAGAGCAAUCUUCAAAGAAAAAAAGCAUCUAAAAGUUUGAAAAUGCCACCCCGGAAAUUCACAAGGAAGCGAUCAAAGAAAGCAUCUUGGAAAAGUUUGGGUGACGAAGCAACAAAUGUUUCAACAUCGCAGAAAAAUUCAGAGACUCAUACAAAAGCAGUUGUUAAGAGUCAAUCAAAUGCUACUUGUGUGAUCUGCAAAAGGAGUUUUACCAGUGAGAAGAUGUUAAAUGAUCAUAAUACCAAGCAUCAUUACAUCCGUCACUGCCCUAAUUGCCCAAAGACUUUUCGUCAAACUAGAAAAUUUAUAUUGCAUUUACGAAGCCAUUUGAAUGAUAAUCCUUACCUAUGUAAAAUUUGCUUUGAAGCAUUUAAUGAAAAAAAAUGUAUGCUGACACACAAGAAAAUGCAUAACCGUUUUACAAGGUUACAGUGUAAGAAAUGUUCUGAAGUAUUUUUCCAUAUUAAUUCUUAUAGUGUGCAUAAACAGACUCACAAUGGACCUCCAUAUCCUUGCGACUACUGUGAUAUAGUCUUUUCAAACUUUUAUGAUAGAAUUGUACAUUAUAAAAAUCAUCUGAAUCGUUGUGGUUUGUGCCGCAAUAAAGUUGUUGCUUUUCCAACAAAUUUAGGUCUUGUAUUUCAUAUGCGCUUUGCUCAUCAAGAGGAUGUAGCUACGAAUGCUCCAGCAUCUACUUUUGAACCUUAUGUAAGCACUGGUGCUGUGAACUUGGAAGAAGACAGUGAAAGUGAUAGCAUGGAUGACUUGCUUUCAUCUGAUGAUGAAUCUCUUGAAGAUAUAGACUACAAUUAUCAAAAAGAUGCUGUUGAGCCAGUGUAUACUUUAAAACGUAAAGAUAAAUUCAUUUGUUUUAUAUGCUAUGAUUUAUAUCCAUCUUCUGAACUGUUGAAGUCUCACAUGAAAGCUCAUACCUGGUUUCCAUGUAACUUUUGUCCCAAAUUUUUUACUGAUCCUGAGACUUUUCAUAAUCAUAAGUGUGAUUUUACAUAUUUUCAUCGUGCAGAUGUUAAUUGUAGUACUAAAAUCAAGUGUGAAAAUUGUGAGAAAACUGUAGCUAAUGAUAUUACAUCACACUUGGAUGAAAGCAAUGAUAGAGAGAGCAUGAAUAACUUACUUUCAUCUGAUAGUGAAUCUGAUAGUGACGAUAUAUAUUACAAAUAUCAAAAGGUGCUGUUUCAAAAUCAUAAGUGUGAUUCCUCAGAUGUUCCAUGUGCAGAUGUUAAUUGCAGUACUGAAAGUGAGUGUGAAAAUUGUGAGAAAACUAGUAAAAUGGCACCUGAUAUUUCAGCAGUCAAUAUGAAUGCUCCUCAAAGCGUUUUAUCAACCUUUCAAGAUAUAAAAUAUGAUAUUGCGCAGCUCAUUAAUUUUAUUGAAUUCGUAAAAUCUCGGGAGCUGCCAUUAGAUGUUAAAACUCUCAAUCAUAUAGCUUUACAUGCUACAAGCCUUCGAAUAAUAUUAAAAGAUAGCCAAAUUCGAUGCUGCUUUCCUUCAGAAUGGAUUCCAGAGAUUGAAGACAUGUAUUUCAGACUUCAGGAUUUCAGUCAGAGUCUCUGUGAUAGAAUACAUCAUUCAUCAGAACAGUAAUAAAAGUAUAUUUGAUAAACAGGGCCGACCAUCUGGGGGAUGCGGUGGAUGCUAUGCGCUGGGGCCCCGUGAUUGAGGAGAUCCCAACAUGUUCAAGAACUAAAAUAAUGUUCUGAACAAUAAUAGCAGGAAGGAAAGAAGAAAUAUAACAGGAAGAAUCGCAGUUUUCAGAAAUUUACAGAUAUAUUACAGUUUAGUGAAGUGUGCAAUAUAUUAUAAACAAAUAGUAGAUAGAUUAAGAUCAUUUACCACACUAACUAAGCUAGAUUACAUGUAGUAUUUUGAAAGUUUUCGAAUGUUUAACCCAUCGAGCGUCGGCUGUCUAUACUCUGUUCCAACUUAACUUGGCAGUAGUGUAUAUUCUACGCAUGCGUAAUAUACCUACGCACUUUCGGGAGGGAUCUGGGUCACUUUAAAGUACAAAGUUACUAGAAAUGCAGAUCGCUGGCGAAACUUUAUCUCGCAAAUUUUUCGCCAAAUAGUAAAUAUUUAUUAACUUUAUUAUAUUAUCAUUUUAAAUCAGAGAAUUAAUUCUUUCAUUAUUUUGUUCAAUAUUAUUGAUACAUUAUUUUAAUAAAUCAUUAAAGUUAUUUCAUUUCAUCGUUUUCAAAAAAAAAAAAUCCCAAAUCUUUUAUUAUUCUGUAAAGCGUUGUUCAGCUUAUGUUUUUCGAAAAGAUAUCUGUAUCAUCGUUCACAUCUUUUAAAACUUUAUCUAAUGCUGGAAUCUCAUUUCUACGAAAAAAUGCAUGGAUUUUUCGUUGAAUACAGGAUAAUGUAAAAAUCAUCAUAUUUUACAAGCCUUAAAUGUUUACCUACUGAGCCUGUGCGCUUCUUUCCAAGGGUACUUAAAGGACUGGAUGCCUUUAUUUCUUUCUUCAAGCGGAAAACUGCGAAAUAUAUGUAAUGUGCCAAAAUUUAUCAACGAUUUUAUUGAUAGAAUCUUGAGUUUUUUUUUUUUUUUUUUUUUAGUCUAAAAUAAACAUUUAAUAUGUUUCUGCCUGCUGCACUUUUUAUUGGUUUCCCUCUUCUUGAAAGUAUAUCCUCUUCAGUCCUGACCUUUUUUGAGACUAGUUUAAAAUUUUGAUUUCUAUGUCUUUUACCUUUAUUACAUCUCAAUAGUUUGUGGAAAAAAAUAUUUGCUCAUCAAACAAUUUUAAGUCCCAUAAUUUUAUGGUACACAUAUGUGUACCUUGGGUCUUAAGCAAGCCAAAGUAUCCUCGACAAAAAAAAAUAUUUAAUUUUCCUGGUUACUUAAUAGCUAUACUUUUCUUAAUUCUAAUGCCUUAUAAAUGAAAAAAAAAAAUACAAAAUUUAUUAUAUUAAUAAUCUAUAAAACCUUAUUUUGAAGAAAAUUUCAUUUAAAAAAAAAUUACGUAAGCAGAUAUUGCAUUUUGAGCACUUGACACUUCUAGAGUUACAUUCUGGAUACCUGCAUUUUGAUAUAUACUUAUCGUCCUUGUAAUGUUGUAGAUGGCUUGACAUAUCUAGUCUUAUUUCUUUUUAAUUGGGAAGGGACAAUUUUUCUUGCUCUUUUAGAGGUAUUUUCACCAGAUGGUGGUAAUAAAAUCUCCUAUGGUCUUGUAGUUGCAAUUCCAUCAUUUGAUGACCCUUUAAAAGCUUAUAAGCCAGUUAAUAGCUACGCUACAUGGGCAAUUGCUUUUGUAUUGUGGUCAUGUUACUCGGCUGCGAACCACAAGGUCCCAGGUUCUAUACCAAUUGCAUACUGGUAAUAUGCAGAAUAAUGGCCGAUGCCUCCCAUAUUAUAUGCUUUUGCCAAAGCAGAUUAUUUUAUGUCAGCUUUUUGUUUCAAUUAUUUUGUCUAUCUUCUGCCUAGUCCAAUUGACUCAUCACCUAUACAAGUGGAUAAUAGUCACGGAUUUAUUAUCUUUCUACUUGAGAAGGCACAUUUGACUAUCGUCUGUGACCCAUUCAUCCUAUUUGCCAGGUUUCAUUAUUUUUGAUAAAUGAGAUAUUCUAUUGCUUCCCCUAAAAUCACUUUUUCCUAAAAUUUCAAUAACCUCCUUUUGAGUUAAAGCCACUUGAUGUGGAAAAAAAUAUUAUUAGCUUAUAAAAUUAUGUAUAUUCUAUACAUGAUGUCGGUUUGAAAUAUCAAUUACUGACUACAAGACCGCUAUAAAAUUAAAUUUUUUACUAAAGUUAAAAAAUAAAUAUUUUUAAAAUUUAUAUUUUAUUACGUUACAGAACAUAAGAAUUCUUCAUAAUAUAAAAGAUAUACAAUAUAUUAAAGGAAAGAAAUGACAAUUUGAAAACAAGCGCUCAAAAGAUAAGCAGCGCAGUGGAUCGCAAGCAGUCAGGAAACGAGCGCGAAAACGCCCGAAGUACACAUAUGUGUACCGUAGUUAAAUUUGUAUUUUCACCGAUUCUAUUAUAGAUAACAAGAUAUAAUUUGGUAAUGACUUUAAACCAGACACUUAGUAUUUUAUAAAAAAAAAUAUACAAGCGUUUAUUUUUGUAAUAAAUAUCAAAAAAUACACAUAUAUUUGCUGUAUUUUCUGUUCAACGCCAUUUUCGUUAUGUUUCUAAUUAAUAGCGAUGGAAAUGAAAAAAAUAUCGAACUUUAGUGCUAUUUAUUGAUGCAAAAUGGAAGCUACAUUCAUAAAUGUUGAAAUGCAUGCAUUAUUUCGUCAAAAUUUAACUUUACCGGAUAAGAAAAACGAGAAAAGUUGAAGGUACACAUAUGUGUACCUCGGGACUGAAGAGGAUAUACAACGUGAUCGGUGAUAACAAUUUUUCAGACAUUUUAGAAGUGAAUAGAAAGAACGACUUGAAUAAAUAUUCAACAAUCAAAACUAAUAACUACUAAUGUGAUUAACAGUAUCAAAAAUAUCAACUGGUAAAAAAACCGAGAAUAAAAAGUACGAAUGAUGAUAAUAACGGUUGCGAACUAAAUGAAGCAAAGUUGGCGGUGACAUACAAGAAAAGCGCGCCAAAUAUUUGGCCUUGAAAUCCGGUUCAAGUCAAAGUGAAAUUCAUUAUGUCAAUCUUUUGGUUCGCUUUAUUUAGAAAAUACUUAACAAGUAAGCACUUCUAAGGAAUAAUUUUAAAUACAUGCUGAUAAAACGAUUUUUGUAAUUUGUGAUAUUAUUUGAUAAAUUUCUGCGCAUUUUAGUUAUUUUAAAGUCAAAAUUGAUGGGGAACUCUUUCCCAACGCGGAGUGUCACAUUUUCUGCCUUUUACAGAACUGCCAAGUUAGGAUGAAAUGGAUUAUAGCUUCAGAGUUUUUUUAACCCUUCAGGUGGCAAGCCCGGAAAAAAACGGAAUCUUUUCUGUCAUCAAAAUGGUGGGUCCGUCAAAAGACACUACCGUCUCAAUCGCAACGUUUAUCCCUAUGGGAUGGGCGAAUCCAUCAUAAACCGUACUUUUCACAGAUAGGUACGUUUGAGUGAGGGGGCACCAGGGAUAAGCGUUGUCUUUUAAAUGUUCAGUUGUAGCUCAACACUUUUCCCGGUUCAAUUGAAUCGUUUUUCGAUGAGCAUGAGGGAAAACGUUGUAAUUGCUUUUGUACGUGAUAAUUAAUCAUAAAUUUCCCUUAAUCAAUGCCUAUUUUUAUAUUGUCAUUUCUAAUCUUUGUAAUUGAUUUUUUAUUUAUUUAUUUUUUGCUGUUUACAAAUUUUUUUCCCUUAAUUAAUGUCUAUUUUUAAAUCGUCAUUUCUUAUCUUUGUAAUUGAUGUUUUUGCUGUUUACAAAUUUGUUCUUGUCAUGCAUUUCAUCAACAGUUCAUACAAAAUUUUUAGAAAUGUAUAAAUUGCAUUG
Molecule: messenger RNA, 6046 nt
Organism: Argiope bruennichi
Lineage: Eukaryota; Metazoa; Arthropoda; Arachnida; Araneae; Araneidae
Product: zinc finger protein 883-like
Exons: 3
Coding region: 710-2272 (520 amino acids)
Biological process (GO): regulation of transcription by RNA polymerase II
Cellular component (GO): nucleus
Molecular function (GO): RNA polymerase II transcription regulatory region sequence-specific DNA binding; DNA-binding transcription factor activity, RNA polymerase II-specific
Source: RefSeq, a predicted model, not a curated record